Planococcus citri (citrus mealybug) is the source of this 4718-nucleotide messenger RNA. Its product is annotated as galactose-3-O-sulfotransferase 2-like. The transcript is spliced from 2 exons. Gene Ontology annotation, biological process: glycolipid biosynthetic process. Gene Ontology annotation, cellular component: membrane. Gene Ontology annotation, molecular function: galactosylceramide sulfotransferase activity. Lineage: Eukaryota; Metazoa; Arthropoda; Insecta; Hemiptera; Pseudococcidae. The coding region runs from base 301 to 1314 and encodes 337 amino acids. The record is from RefSeq and is a predicted model, not a curated record.
GUAAAACGAAAAACAAUACAUUCUUUGCAAUUAUUAGUUCUACCACAGCGUGUAGUAUAAGCGACAGGAUGAACAAAACUAAUAUAAAUUUCCUUAAAAGCAAAGCUCUCUUGCGAAUGAACUUUUUUACUAAAAAACGCGUAAUCGUAUUUCCAGGUAUUUGCAUCUCAGCUUUACUAUUGCUUAUAAUGUAUUCCAAUUGGAGAUUCCUGAAAAUGAAUCGGACAUUGUUUGAAAGUUUUAUGUUGAUGCAGGAGACUAGCAGCGAGCGAGCCAUUGGUAUAUCAAUGCUGCACCCCAAUGAAUAACUCGAUCCGGACGAAUAUAUUCUUCCUGAAAACUCACAAAACCGCCAGCACGACUGUCCAAAGUGUUAUUCUAAAAUUUGCCAUUAUGAACUCACUCGAUGUAAUGCAUGUGAUUUAUGCGUCUUACUAUUCGCCGUUUUCGGACUCGUCAAUAGAUUCCAAAUUGGUGACACCCAACAAUAAAUACAACGUGUUCGCGGAACAUGCGCGUUAUGACUCCAAUAUUAAAUUAUAUCAAUACCCUGAUACAUCGAUGGUGACAAUACUGCGACAUCCGGUUAAAUUAUUCCAAUCGGUAUACUAUUUCUUUCGAAUGGACACGACCACAGGUAUGACUUUUGAACAAUUCUUGAAUAUGCCAGUCAAGCCUGCAUCUCUAACGGGUUUCGAUAGCCAAAAAGCGUACAGAGGAUACAAUCAAAUGAGCGUAGAUUUAGGAUUCGAUUUGGCACAAAGUAAGAAUACAACCGCUGUAACCGAAUUUAUAGCGAAAAUCGAUCGAGAAUUCGAUUUCGUCAUGAUAACCGAACACAUGGACGAAUCGUUCGUUUUAUUGGCCAAUUUAAUGGGAUGGCCACUGGAGUAUGUCGCUUCUUUGAAACUAAACGUCAGGCUCCCAGAAUUAGACCCGUAUAUUCUGACACCGCGGGAUGAAUUAACUAUACUCGAUCUCAAUCAAAUCGAUACUCAAUUGUACAACCAUUUUCUGGAAAAAUUUCAAAAAUGCAAGAGGCAAUAUGGCGAAGAUAAUCUGAACCGACAAGUUCGACAGUUGCAAACCAUCAAUAAAAGUUUGAAAGAGAGAUGCGUAGCUGAAGAAGUUACAGGUUUCAACAAGGGUAAGGCAGAAAGACUCGGAUACGUGCCUAAAAAUCGCUCCGACAAAGAAUGCAUUUAUUCGACGGAGUUGUACUUGACAAGAACUACUCGUAAGCUACAAGCCAACCACCUGAAUAAAACAUAUAUGAAUCGUAACAACAAGAUGUGGAAUAACUUACUCAAUUGAAUGGUGCUUUUCAAGAAGGCCCUAUCGACAAAAAACUGGUUUUGAGAAAAACGCAUUUUUAUAUUUCAGUGUUUCGCCAUUUUGGUUUAAAAUGAUAUAGCGAGCUCCGGUUUUUUUUUGUUGAAUAGAAGCAUCUUUCCACUAUUUAUUUCCUGCGUAGUAAUUUCUUUUCCACCACCAACAUUUCCAUGGGAGCGCUUUACAAAAGAGACCUCGAUAGGACCUUCUUGAAACGACGGGACCUUCUUGCGGUUAUUCACCUAAAAAUCAAUUUGAUUCCUUCUCAAACCCACCAAAAACAUGAAAUAGUCACUCUUGAGAAGUAAUUUUCAACGCAGAAUUCAAAUUUUGAGUCAAUUUUGCCCCUCGACCCCCAGGGGGGUGGUACCAAAUGAAAAUUUGGGGAAAAUGUGAAAAAAUCGAGUAUAGUGUCAAAAUCUUGAUACUUUGAGUUAAAAACCACGAUUUUUGAGUCAAUUUCCCUCGUAGCCCCCCAGGGGGGUGGUACCAAAUGAAAAUUUGGGGAAAAUGUGAAAAAAACAAGUAUAGUGUCGAAAUCUUGAUACUUUGGGUUAAAAACAACGAUUUUUGAGUCAAUUUCCUUCGUAGCCCCCCAGGGGGGGUGGUACCAAAUAAAAAUGCGAAAAAAUCGAGUAUAGUGUCGAAAUCUUGGUACAUUUGGGCUGAAAACCCGAUUUUCGAGUCAAUUUUGUCCCUCGGCUUCCGGGGGGAGGGAUGUGGUACCUAAUCAAAAUUUAGGAUAAAAGUGAAAAAAUUGAGUACUUUAAUGUAAUAUCUUUAAUACUGUAGGGCAGAAGUUUCUUCCGCCAGCAUUCCCCAAAACGACGAAUAUGAAAAAUUAGGUAUGCAUUUUAGUGUAUGUAAAACAACUGCGAUCGAUUUACCUGCGGAAACCUGCGAAAAUCUGUAUCAUCUCAUACUUUGGCCAUGCAUGUGUGAGUGCGCACUCGAUUUUUUCACUGUUUUCCCCAAAUUUCGAUUUGGUACCACCCCCUUCCUCCCUGGCGUGCGAAGGACAAAAUUGACUCGAAAAUCGUGUUUUCAGCCCAAAUGUACCAAGAUUUCGACACUAUACUCGAUUUUUUCGCAUUUUUAUUUGAUACCACCCCCCCUGGGGGGGUUACGAGGUAAAUUGACUCAAAAAUCGUUGUUUUUAACCCAAAGUAUCAAGAUUUCGACACUAUACUCGAUUUUUCACAUUUUCCCCAAAUUUUCAUUUGGUACCACCCCCCCUUGGGGUCGAGGGGCAAAAUUGACUCAAAAUUUGAAUUCUGCGUUGAAAAUUACUACUCAAGAGUGCCUUCUGGUAUAGUUGUGAUCAACCAUUUCGGAGAAGAAGGUAUGCGCGCAUUUUCCAGUUGCGUUUCCUAGCCAACUUCAUAUAGCUGCUGUUUGUGAACUACACCACAUGGAGCGCUGCGGUUUGCAGCAUCUUGUGUAGAAAACGUCAGAGAUUCAAAUUUCAUGAACUCCUCAAAAAGGUCCUAUCGGUCGAUAGGACCUUCUUGAAAAGCACCAUUCAAUUGGUAAUUGGCUCAAGAAUCGAAACGAUACGACUUUCGAACCAUACAACAAUGAAGGGCGGUUUUCCAAAAAGCGAUAAGUCAAAAAUCAUGAUUUCGAGAUAAAUGACGUUUUUAGUGCCCAUUUGAAGCCAUGAUGCACUUGGAGUAUGCAACCUGUCCUGCAUGUUGCAUUAGGUCUACCUCAACACGUAUGUGUUGGUUUCGCGGUGUAACUCAAGUUCGCAGCGCUUCUGCGGCAGAAAAAGUAAACUGACUUAUCGACUUUUGGAAAAAUGAUUUUUCAGUUUUUCAUUUAUAUGAUAAAACCAGUGGUGCAAAUUGAUGUAAGUCAACUGUUAAUCACAAAACAAAAGUAGAAAACCAAAAAAAAUCGAUUACAAAAAAUUUAACCUGUAUUUUUAUCAAAAAUUAUCCAUUUUGGCAAUCAAAUAAAAACAAAAGUACCUAUAUUACGAUACUAUCUAAGUAUUGAAAAAAAAACAAUUUUCACAGCUCUACUUCAACGAACACGAAGUAUUACAGUAGGUACAAAAAAUUUAACCCAUAUUUUUAACACCAAAUUCAAAGGUUCACUGGAUAAAUGGUGACUUAUCGCGUUUUGGAAAAACGAUUGCGAUCUGCUUUUUACGGAAAAGCUGGAUUGCGAGUAAAUAAAUAGGUAUUUUGGGUAGGUUAGGCAUUAAAUAGGUGAGAUACAACCUACAGAACACAAUUGCGAGAAAAACUCAAUUUUCAAAAAACUUGACUUAUCCACUUUUGGAAAACCGCCCUUCAAAUAAUCGUCUCACCUUCAACAAGAAAUUGAGGCAUUAAAAGUUUUUCUAAUGAGGUCAGGUGGUGAAUUUGUGAAGCAAGUUUUUAUCAAUUUGACUUUUGCAUUUUUUUCUCCAUCUUUAAAUUUGGCUUUGGAAAUCCAAAAAGUAAUGGUUUUUUUAAAGAAAAUCCUCAAUUUCGAAAGUGAGCGAUACUCAAUAUCAACUUUUUAAAAAUCAAACACCAUUGUAUGUACUUAUACGUCUUCAGUUCGACUUCUCUAACGUAAAUUCCAAAGAACCUUGUCUGUGGAACUUCUCCCAGGCAUUAAAGGGUUUGUUCUGGAUGUACAAGCCCAAUGGGAGAAAAGUGGAGAAAAAUUUUCUUCCAUUAAAAUUGUUCACAUUUGUUGAAAAGUACUGCAAGUUGAUUUCUUAUUCUUGAAUUUGUAAUCCGACUCCGUUUAUAAGCUGGAUUUUCUUCGCGGUUCCAUAAUAAAUUUCUGGAAUGAUUUGCUCAAAAGUUGAGGAAAUUCAUCGAAUAGCUCGGCGAAAAAUGUAUCAAGGUGAUCAGUAACUAGUAACUUCAUCAAAUUUCUGGGAGACUUCCUUCUUCAUACACAUUACUCUCGUUGUAUGUCAUCACUCAUCUGCUAUUUACGAUUCGAUCAGACAGCUGCACUGCAAUUACUUCAAAUCUAUACGUUUCUUUUCUUUCUGGAUAGCAUUACGAUUGAAGAUAAGCAUGAUGAUCCUUUGACAACUUCGUUCUUCAAUGGUGAUUUUUCAGUCGAUUUUACGAAUAAAUACAAUAUUUGCAAAAACACUGCGCAUUUUUUUUUUAAAUUUUAUUUGUUUGACGGGACUCAGUUGACUCUUUUGAAGGCUUAGAAUAGUAUCUCUUCCAAUUUUGACACAUUUUGAAGUGAGAAAGUUUUUAGGUACAUAGUGUUUUUAACUACAUACAUCAGGUUCAGCGCAAAAAUCAGAUUAGAAAUCAGUCAAAAAUGCUGAAAGUGGUUCGCAACUGACAACAAGAAUUCAAGUUCGGGCUUCAACAGGUUGUGAUUCAACAUUUCUAGAACGUUCUCCAAGUUCUUUAAUU